UUGGCAUAACGUUAUCGGGUGGGAAAAAAGUUUUCCGAAGUUUUAAUUAGGAUCAAAAGUGUUAAUUGGAUGGAUUAACUGGGGAAUUUUCCAUCUUGGUAUUUAAUUAUAACAAAUAUGUCCAGUCCGUAUCCAUACGUUAGUCGGAAUAUAUUUAGAGAAGGAGAUACCUGUCACCGUGUGAAAAAUGUGUCAAGUAUGUUCGGUUGUGUGUAAAUAGUAAAUUUUGUGUAUUGUGAAUUUGUGAUUGAAAAUAUGAAGAGAAAAAUGACAAUUUCAAGGUACAAAUGUAUUUGUUAAUAAAAUAAAUUUGUAGAAUGAGAAAACCGGGAGGAGCAGCUCUGAUACUUGGAUUUAUUCUAUCUUUCUGCAGUGCAGAUCUAGUAAUUACUCGACCUCCGAAAAACGCCACUGUCUUAGAGGAUACACGUUUAUUGAUGCACUGUGAAGCAGCUGGAAAUUCAAAGCCUCGUAUCAAAUGGUUCCACAACGGUGAUUUAAUGAGUAGGAUCGGGACUAACUACAAGAUACGCAAUACUGGUACCUUGAGAUUCCGCCAGGUGAAGGUUGCAGAUCGUGGAGUGUAUCGCUGUAAAGUCGAGAGCGGAAAAGAAUCUCUGUUUUCUGAUCCAGCACAUCUUGUUGUUGAAGCUGAAGUUGAAAUAAUCAAGCAAACUCCUGAGUCUGGAAAACUCAUUCUGCCUUACAACACAGGAGUCAGGUUGACAUGCUGGGCUGCUGGAAUACCUGGUCCAAAAAUGCAGUGGCGCAAAAACGGCGUGUCUAUAAUUGAUGUUGAAGAACAUGGAGUUGUUAUAGAGGAAAAAUGGAUUGCACCUGACAGUAUUUUAAGCUCAGUUCUACACACCGGCAAUCUCACUGAAACAACAAACUUUGAGUGUGAAGCCGUCAACCAAAAUAUAGGAGGGGAUUCGGUACAGUCAAAGGUGUUCAACAUCAUAGUUAGACAAAAUGAAGAUACAAAUAAGAGGACAUCCGGUAUAUGUCUACCAUAUAAUGGUACCAGAUGUGCAUCAGUGCUGGGAACCAGCACAGUCUUCCUGAAUCUCUCACAACCAACCCCUUUUGAGGACCAAGAAAAGAUGGCAGCUGAUCUUCUAGACCAAAUGUUCAAUGUUGAGACAACAAAGACUAUACGUGAACGCUGUAAUGGUCAUGGGGAAAAACUCAUAUGCAACUAUGUUUUUCCGCCGUGUGAAAACUACCUCAAUCCAAAACCAGUUCCUUUAUGCAGGGAGAGUUGUACAGCAGUUCAGGACCUGUUGUGUUAUGUGCAGUGGCCAGUUAUACAGAACAGUAACAUCCAUGUGAAGCUGCCCACAUGCGAUAACACAUUACCAUCCAAGUGGGAGUUGGAGGCGGAAGGACAGCCGUGUACUGAUGCUAACCUUUUUGACAGGGAUCAAACAGAAGUCACUUCUCACUGUUAUGUAGAUCAGGGAAGGUGGUACAAUGGUACUGUAAAUAUGACAAAGUCUGGCAAACCCUGCCAGCAGUGGUCUCUAAACUAUCCACAGAAGCAUAAACGGCCACCAGAUGUGUACGAAGAACUCAGGGACUCUGAAAAUUACUGUCGCAACCCUGGGGCAGAAGAGGAAGGACCAUGGUGCUAUAUUGAUUCAAAUGUUCCUGGGGAGCGUUGGGAAAUGUGUGACAUACCAGCUUGUGGUGAAGAGAUGGAAUCUCCUAAGGAAGAGUUAAAAAUGUCAUGGUCAACCAUUCUGAUCAUCACUGUUGUUGGAUCUGUUGGCGUAUUUGUACUUGGCUUUGUCGCCAUAGUCUGCUACCAUAUUGUGUAUAACAAGCGAAAAGUCGUCCGGUACAAAAAUACGCCGCAAGAUGAUUUGGAAAUAGACAUCCAGAAGUUACCAGCGAACAUGUCAUAUCAUGUUGUGGAGGAGCCAAUCAGGUUGAAUCCAAAACUACAAGCUUUUGAAUAUCCGAGAAAUGACAUUAUUUAUAUCAAAGAUAUAGGUCAGGGUGCUUUCGGUCGUGUAUUUAAAGCAAAAGCACCAAAUAUAUUGAAACAUGAUGAAGAAGUGUAUGUCGCUGUCAAAAUGCUUAAAGAAGAUGCUUCAGAUGACUUACAAGCAGACUUUGAACGCGAAGCAUCUUUGAUGGCUGAAUUCGAUCAUCCAAAUAUAGUGAAAUUUUUAGGGGUAUGUGCAAUUGGAAAACCUAUGUGUUUAUUAUUUGAAUUUAUGAGUAAAGGUGAUCUGAAUGACUACUUACGAAUUUGUAGUCCAGAAAUGUAUAUGAAUGUUAGAAAACAUCACACUUUUCAGUUACGUGAAGGUGAAACUUUAUCAUUAGACUUAAUUGACCAGAUGGAUAUAUCCCAGCAGAUUGCAGCGGGAAUGGUUUAUCUGUCUGAAAAAAGUUACGUCCAUCGAGAUUUAGCGACAAGAAAUUGUCUAAUAAGUGAUAAUCUCACUGUCAAAAUCUCUGACUUUGGUCUAGCGCGUAGUGUACACAGACUAGAAUAUUACAAGGGUAGCGAUAAUGAUGCGAUUCCGAUCCGAUGGAUGCCGCUGGAAUCAAUUUUGUACAACAAAUUCUCCGUGGAAUCAGACGUUUGGUCAUAUGGUGUGAUUCUGUGGGAAAUAUUUUCAUUUGCCUUACAGCCGUAUUACGGCAUGACACACGAGGAAGUGGUAGAAUAUUUAAAAGACGGGAAGAAUUUAGUGUGUCCCGAGAAUACCCCACAACAAAUUUAUGAUCUGAUGCUCAAAUGUUGGAGCAGAAAACCAUCACAUAGACCAAAGUUUCAGAUGUUAUACAAUUCUGUUAGUGCUUUUCAUGAAGAAUUGUUGAAAAAAAGAACAAAAGAUAUUAGUGAGGUAUGAUGAGGUUUAUAGAAAACAUGAUUCAGUUUAUAUCAUUUAGGUCCACUAUCAAAAUGGAAUGAUACUAGGGUUCUUUUGCAGAGACAUAACAUAAUUUUGAUACCACAAGCUAGGGAAUAACUUAAAUUUCCAACACAUUACGAAAAAAAAAGUAGUCUAAAUUCUUGGCAUAUAUUUUGGAAUGUUUCUUAUGUUAGAUUUGUUAAUGAAAGGGAAAUGGCUCAAAAGUAUGAAGUAGACAAAGGAGUUAAAAAAAAUAGGAAUUGAAAACUGGUCUGUAGUACUGUAGGUUACAGGAGAUUCAUGUUGGUUGUUAUAAUUCUAACUUGGCAGCAUUUUAGUAUGACCAUUUUGGAAUCAUUUAAUUAUUUGAAAAAGUAACAGUCUUUGUUCUACAGUUGAUAUUUCAGAGUUAUUUAAGACUAAAUGAGCUGCGCCAUGAGAAAACCAACAUAGUGCAUUUGCGACCAGCAUGGAUCCAGACUUGCCUGCACAUCCACGCAGUCUGGUCAAGAUCCAUGCUGUUCGCUUUCAAAGCCUACUGCAGUUAGAGAAACUGUUUGCGAACAGCAUGGAUCCUGACCAGUAUCGCGGAUGCGCAAGCUGGUCUGGAUCCAUGCUGGUCGCAAACGCACUAUGUUGGUUUUCUCAUGGUGCGGCUCAAAUCUUAUUUACAAUUUGAUGUUGUGAUUCUGCACUUGAAACUCCAGACAGAAGAGAAUUCUGGGAAAAGUUUACCUACACACUGAUUUUGUUGUGGCUGCUAGAUAAUAAUUAUACUGUUUAGAAAUGUUUUUUGCAGCAUCUGAAUAAUUUGUUGGGAACUCUGAAGUUCUUAUCAGCUAAUCUGUCACCCAACGUGCAAAAUGUUGCAUACUUCUUGGUGAUAAGGGAAACUCUUUCAAGGUUUUGCACAUUGACUGACUUUUAGUGCAGUUUAGUUAUUUUGUAAAAGCCUGAAUUACACUGAAGAUACAGAUCCAACAUUCAUAUAACUUUUUAUGAUGAGACCUUUAUAUUAUUAAAGUAUUUGAAAAAAACUUUUUUUAGUAAGUUUAAAACACAGGAAUUUUUUUUUGGAAGAGUAAGUGUAUCAGAAGUAAAGAUUAAAAAAAAAUGUUUAUCGAAAUCCAAGAUUUUUUUGUGUAAGAAAGGUAAAGAAUACCUAGAUAUGAAUCAAAGAUUGAUGGGCUUGGUAUUAUGGAGGCAGAGUAACUGGACUGUAAAAAUGGUGUUGGGCAAAUAACAGAUUCCUCUAGAAAAGACUGUAUAUUGACAAAGGAAGAAGUUGCAUAAUAAAAGAUGUAAUCAAGACCUGUAUACACUGAUGUCCAAGGAAUGGACUGUAUGUUGUAGAUGCAUAUGAGUCCAGAUUGUUUUUACAUGGAUACAGUAAACUGCCAAAUUGUCAUCCACCAUUUACAUUGAUAUUUUUCUUGAGUUGGCAAGUAAAUGAGCCGUGCCAUGAGAAAACCAACAUAGUGGGUUUGCGACCAGCAUGGAUCCAGACCAGCCUGCGCAUCCGCGCAGUCUGGUCAGCUCCAUGCUGUUCGCUUUUAAAGCCUAUUGGAAUUGAAGAAACUGUUAGCGAACAGCAUGGAUCCUGACCAGACUGCGUGGAUGCGCAGGCUGGUCUGGAUCCAUGCUGGUCGCACACCCACUAUGUUGGUUUUCUCAUGGCACGGCUCAAAUAUCUAUUCAUACAUUGGUUUGUAUUAGUCAUUUUUAUCAUUUACUCACAUAGAUCUGUUAGAAAAGCAUAAAUGCAUUUAUUAGAUCAUGACAGUGGACUUUGUGAAGUUUUGUUCAGGAAUAUAUUAAAGCUCAAAGUUUGUGAUGUAUACCUUAACAUUUUGUCUCAUUUUUCUUUGUGUUACACUGUUUUUUAUUACAUUUUUAUGUUACAUUAUUCUCAUUAUAAUGCUCAUUUGUAAAUAGCUGACUGUGUGAUGGUAUUAUAACUAAAGGGAGCUAAUGUAUAAGUUUAACUUAUUUAUUGUUGUGUAGGAAAAAAUGAACUGUUUAUGCUUUAAGGUGUUUGUAAAAUAAGAGAUUGAGCUAUUGACGUUAUGCAGAAUCACCUUAAAAGUUACAAUAGUGUUCAAAACCAGAAUUAAUAUUUUUCUUAUAAAAUGAGAUACAAGUUUCAGAAGUAUGUUUGAUUCUGUAAACAAGUUUAUGAAGGAAAAUUUAACUGUAAAAUAUUUCUUUCCUUUAAUUUUGCUAAGAAAUAGAUACAAGCAACUACACAUCAAAACACGAGGCCAGAAUAAUUUAUUAAGUAACCAUCUAGUUUUGGUCUUUACAGAGACCCUCAUCCUCAGUUUUGUUUAACCGUCAACCUGCUAAUUUACUAAAAUGGACUUGUCUAUCUUUCAAUUUGGACAGUACCAUUUAUUGCUCAAAGGGGUGUUCAUUGAAAAAUUACUGAUUGAAUAGCGAACAAUUCAGACCAUGAUCAGACUGCACGGAUGUGCAGGCUGAUCUUGGUCUGCACUGGUCGCAAAGGAAGAUACACUUGCCGCCAGCAUGCUAAAGGUUAAACAUUUAUACUUUUAGACCAAAAUCAUUGUCAUAUACUACAUUACUAUCAGAUUAUAUUUUUGUCCCCCAAUACUGGAGUAAAAUUAAUUUUCAUUUUGUGAUAUUUUUUUCUGAUUUUUGAACUCUAUAUUUUCACUUUAAUAUGUCAGUAAGUUGUACAUUGAAAUAAAUCCAGUAACUUGUUGUUUUUGUUGAAACUUCUGAAUACAUGAACAUAUUUCAGUGUAUAAGGAAAGAAAUGUUAGGGUAAAAUCUUCUGUCUCAUAAAAAUGUAGGACAAUAUUUCAGUUUCCAGGGAGUUGCAGUGUGAAAUGAAAGUAACUUCUUAAUUUUAUAAAUAAGGAAAUAAUAUGUUUCAUUAUUAUUGUAAUGCUGAAGUUUGGAGAUAUUGCAUGUAAGAAUAUGAAAUGGAACAAAAGUUCUCUUGUAUAAAUAAUUACUCGAUUUAAGCAAACCCUUAUAUCUGCUAUUCUACUUCAUGUUUAAAUGGGUUCCAGGUUUACCACAUAUUUCUUAAUUAAGGCCCUCCCACUAAUAAACCCCCAAUCAUACUUUCACACAAAACAUAAAAAAUGAAAUUAAAACGUAAGUGAGGCCCAGCACUGUGAGAGUGCUAUAAUUGAUACAAUUCCUUCAUUAGAAGUAGGAUCUGUAAUUUAUAUUUACUAAAAAAAAUACUGGAACAAAAAAAUAUUACGCCCUCUUUUUGCAAAAUGUGACGCACGGGGGGGGGGGGGCAUUAGUUUAGGAAUAUAUGGAAUGUCAAUUUCUUUUACAUAAAAAAAAAGGACUUUUUUUUAAAUGAAACCAUUUGAAACAUUGUGACACUGAAGUUUGAUUGAGGUAAAUUGGGGGUAAUUAAAGUAAAAUUGUGAUGAAAAACAAUGAAAAUUUAGCUGUUCUUAGUAGCAUUAUGGUACAAAUAAAAAAAAAUUAAAAUCAUAUUUACUCAUGAUUUAUUAAAACAUUUCGGAUAUUUUUGAUAUUUUGAAAUUUACCAUGGUAACAAUAUGAAUUUGGAAGCAAGUCCCAUGCAAGUUUGACCAAGAUAGUAUGGCAAAUCUCAUUCAAUAUGUACAGUCUUACCUGUAUUAAGCAGCCAGCCAAGGGAAUGAGACCAUACGGCUGCUUAAGGCAGGUAGCCAUUUCAGUCAGGUGGAAUUUAGAACAAAAAAAAAAAAUAUUUGGGAAAUUGAGCUGACUGGCCACUGAAAGUAAGUGGGUUCUAAACAUAGGGGGCCGCAAAGGCAGGUUUGGCUGUAUCAUACAUCAUAUCAUUCAGUGACCUUUGAAAUAAUACAAAGUAUGAAUCAUUGUAGGGUUAACGCACGUUUUUUUGUGUAACAACAUCUGCAGAAUCCCAAGGGAUUGGUUGGUGCACGAGCCCGUAGGGCGAGUGCACCAACAUAGCCCGAGGGAUUCUGCAGAUGUUGUUUCACGAAACAAACGUGUGUUAUCGCUAUUCUUGCAUAAAACACAACUAAAGUGCUGGAAAUAUCGAAAAAGCAAGACUAUUCAGCUGACAUUAGUCGAUCGAAGUCGGCCGUUUCAGGUUGUUAUGGACACAUGUUUUAUUUAUGCAUUUCCAGGGCAUACAGAAACAGUGCAUAUUUUAUACGUGUCGAACGGACAUUCUUGUUGUGGUAAUUUCUUUAAUAUUAAAUAUAUGUAAAAUAAGCAUGACUUCCCCUUUUUCCGAUAUAUCGGUAGGAACUUUAGCUUUAGAGGCUCGGAAUUAUGAGAAAAGGGCAUAUUGUACACGGCAUCCUGUCUUUAGACAAUUUGCAGGUGAGGUGCCGACAGAAUACAAUUCUGCUUGGUUUAAAUUAAUAGUCUGUCCCUUACGCUUUUUAAAUGUAAAUAUUAUCGUUUAAUAGAAACUGGUAUCGAUACCUAUAUUCUUCAUGUCGUUAAAAAUGAAAUCUCUAGGCCUAUAACUAGAAAAUUUUGCUUUGCACCCCACCCCAUCGCGAUUAAAGUUUGAUAAACACAAAAAUUUGAAUUUUUCCAACAUCGAUAUAAUCAACUUAGAUUGGAUUUAUAAACUCAAACAUGGUUGGUGAGAUCUACAAAUAAAUUGAAAAAUAUAUAAUAAAUACCUUCUGUUCAUCAAAUGUUCAUUAACUAUGGAAAAAUUCUUCAAACUUUACGCUUCGUCAUGUUUAUGCUUUACAUUACACACCAUCACUACUUCAGUAGACUGCAUAGAUGUGUAAAGUAGACACAAACAUUUUUAGCUCACCUGUCACAAAGUGACAAGGUGAGCUUUUGUGAUCGCGCGGUGUCCGUCGUCCGUCGUCUGUCCGUAAACUUUUGCUUGUGACCACUCUAGAGGUCACAUUUUUCAUUGGAUCUUUAUGAAAGUUGGUCAGAAUGUUUAUCUUGAUGAUAUCUAGGUCAAGUUCGAAACUGGGUCACGUGCCUUCAAAAACUAGGUCAGUAGGUCUAAAAAUAGAAAAACCUUGUGACCUCUCUAGAGGCCAUAUAUUUCAUGAGAUCUUCAUGAAAAUUGGUCAGAAUGUUCAUCUUGAUGAUAUCUAGAUCAAGUUCGAAACUGGGUCACGUGCCAUCAAAAACUAGGUCAGUAGGUCUAAAAAUAGAAAAACCUUGUGACCUCUCUAGAGGCCAUAUAUUUCACAAGAUCUUCAUGAAAAUUAAUCAGAACGUUCACCUUGAUGAUAUCUAGGUCAAGUUCGAAACUGGGUCACAUGCCAUCAAAAACUAGGUCAGUAGGUCAAAUAAUAGAAAAACCUUGUGACCUCUCUAAAGGCCAUAUUUUUCAUGGGAUCUGUAUGAAAGUUGGUCUGAAUGUUCAUCUUGAUGAUAUCUAGGUCAACUUCGAACCUGGGUCACGUGCCAUCAAAAACUAGGUCAGUAGGUCUAAAAAUAGAAAAACCUUGUGACCUCUCUAGAGGCCAUAUAUUUCACAAGAUCUUCAUGAAAAUUGGUCAGAAUGUUCACCUUGAUGAUAUCUAGGUCAAGUUCGAAACUGGGUCAAGUGCCAUCAAAAACUAGGUCAGUAGGUCAAAUAAUAGAAAAACCUUCUGACCUCUCUAUAGGCCAUAUUUUUCAUGGGAUCUGUAUGAAAGUUGGUCUGAAUGUUCAUCUUGAUGAUAUCUAGGUCAAGUUUGAAACUGGGUCACGUGCGGUCAAAAACUGGGUCAGUAGGUCUAAAAAUAGAAAAACCUUGUGACCUCUCUAGAGGCCAUAUAUUUCAUGAGAUCUUCAUGAAAAUUGGUCAGAAUGUUCACCUUGAUGAUAUCUAGGUCAAGUUCGAAAGUGGGUCACGUGUUUUCAAAAACUAGGUCAGUAGGUCAAAUAAUAGAAUAACCUUGUGACCUCUCUAGAGGCCAUAUUUUUCAUGGGAUCUGUAUGAAAGUUGGUCUGAAUGUUCAUCUUGAUGAUAUCUAGGUCAAGUUUGAAAGUGGAUCACGUGCCAUCAAAAACUAGGUCAGUAGGUCAAAUAAUAGAAAAACCUUGUGACCUCUCUAAAGACCAUAUUUUUCAUGGGAUCUGUAUGAAAAUUGGUCUGAAUGUUCAUCUUGAUGAUAUCUAGGUCAAGUUCGAAACAGGGUCAUGUGCGGACAAAAACUAGGUCAGCAGGUCUAAAAAUAGAAAAACCUUGUGACCUCUCUAGAGGCCAUACUUGUGAAUAAAUUUCCAUUAAAAUUGGUCAGAAUGUUCACCUUGAUGAUAUCUAGGUCAAGUUUGAAACUGGGUCAUGUGCCUUAAAAAACUAGGUCAGUAGGUCAAAUAAUAAAAAAAACCUUGUGACCUCUCUAGAGGCCAUACUUUUCAUGGGAUCUGUAUGAAAGUUGGUCUGAAUGUUCAUCUUGAUGAUAUCUAGGUCAAGUUUGAAACUGGGUCAACUGCGGUCAAAAACUAGGUCAGUAGGUCUAAAAUUAUUAAAAUCUUUUGACCUCUCUAGAGGCCAUAUUUUUCAAUGGAUCUUCAUGAAAAUUGAUCUGAAUGUUCACCUUGAUGAUAUCUAGGUCAGUUUCGAAACUGGGUCACAUGUGGUCAAAAACUAGGCCAGUAGGUUUAAAAAUAGAAAAACCUUGUGACCUCUCUAGAGGCCAUAUUUUUCAUGAGAUCUUCAUGAAAAUUAGUGAGAAUGUUCACCUUGAUGAUAUCUAGAUAAAGUUCAAAACAGGGUCACGUACCUUCGAAAACUAGGUCAAUAGGUCAAAUAAUAGAAAAACCUUGUGACCUCUGUAGAGACCAUAUUUUUCAAUGGAUCUUUAUGAAAAUUGGUUAGAAUUUUUAUCGUGAUAAUAUCUAGGUCAAGUUCAAAACUGGGUCACAUGAACUCAAGAACUAGGUCACUAUGUCAAAUAAUGACGUCAUACUCAAAACCGGGUCAUGUGGGAAGAGGUGAGCGAUUCAGGACCAUCAUGGUCCUCUUGUUUUAAAAGUUUUAGUGUAAGAUUUAAAGUUAGCAUGUCAACUUUCUCGACUCAAAUUAAUUUGGAAAACGAAAUUGUAUUUUUGUAAAUAUUGUUUGCCUAUCAUUUUCAGGGAUUAAAUCGCGGCGUGUAAACUUACUUUGAGUCUAAUAGUAAAUACGCGUAAUAAUACAAUAAUAAGGAACGUCAAUUCAGUCGCGUAUCAAGAGAGGUAGCGCUUAUUACAAGUUAAAGUAAAGUUAGGUUGAAAAAUGAUAUUUUUAAUAAAAAUGCAGAUGAAAAGAUUUCAUAAAUCUCGGACCUUUCGACUUCAGCCAAAAUUGAUUCGGGAUCCAUAAUUUGCUUACGUUGGACCCGCAACAGCAUAUUCAAAACGUUCACCAACAGCGCGUGCUCACGAGAAUCUCCUUGUUUGUACACGUUUUUUCCCUGUUUGUGCAUGCCCGAAAUCGGCAAAAAAACAAAGGUUUUAUGCAAGAAUUAACAGUAAACAGCCUUGUGCAGUGAGCAGACAUUUCUGCAAAGAUGUAAAAGAAUGUGUUGUCUGCAUGAAAUGUCAUCGUGAUAAUUGAAGUCUUCUGAAUUGUCAAUGGCAGAAUUUGAAAGUACUGCCCAUAUACUUGUGCUUGAUAUUCAGCUCCUAUUUAUAUCUCUUUCUUGGUAUAUGUUGAAAUCUACUAGAUAUACUAUUUUAUAAAAUAAAUACAGUUUGAACUGAACUGAUUUUAAUCUGAAAAUCUGAAAAAAAAAUCUAACUGUUGUUUUGUUGUAAUGAAGCAGCUCAUAUUUUGAUGCCAUUGUGAAGAUUCUCACCAUAUCUGACAAAAUGAGAAAGCAAAAAAUUGAACCAGUUAAUGCUGAGAAAUCUCAGAAGCAUAAAGAGCAUUUCAUAAACAGAUUACAGAUUUUUUCUUGUUUCGUAGACAUACAGUUCUUUUUACAUACUUAAGUAUAAAUUUGUUAAAUUGUCUUACAUAAGUGCUCCCAGUAAUUGUUACACAUUUUCUGAGUGGGGAAAGAGGAAUGAAAAAGAGAAAUGUUUGGACUAUGAGUAUUUCAUUUUAAGCGUCCUCAGUCUCCCUGAAAUCAUAGUAGAUAUAACAUGGUGAAAAAUGUUUGGCUGCUUUUUUGUACCCCUCAAAGUUUUUUGGUGGGACUUAGAUUUGCCUUUGUCUUUAUGUGUGACCAUCCAUCACUAGAUUGUUAUUUCAGCAUGGGAUUUCACACAGCCGGAUCAGAGUGAUGGCCCUUGAUUUAUUCAAAAAUAUGCAUACAAUGACAGCAGUUUUGGCACCAGUGUCCUAUGGACAAACAUCUAGUUUUUGUCACCAUAGAACAGUUUUUAGUUGAUGUUUUCUCUUUCUGUACUAGAUAAUUUGUAAGUUCUGUUUAGGGACCACGUUUUCAUAAUGAAAGUUUUAUUCAUACUUCAGUUUUUAUUUACUGCAGAUGAUUAUUACAUGUGGAGGCAUUUGUAUCCGGCAGUAUUUCAUACAUACUAUUCAUGGUUUUCAGGCCCUGUAGCUAAAUUUGAUGGGGGCAUUGGUGCAUAGUUCUUAGGGUAAUUUAAUUACAGAAAAUAUUCAAUUCGCAGAUAGUUUAAGCAUGUAAGGAAGUUUUCCUCAACCAUCAGAGUAGGUGGCGGGGACUUCCACAAGAAAAAUUUAAGGUCUGCAGGAUUAAGCUAUAGAAAUAAAAGUUCCUGUUACUGCAACCAGAUUUAUUUUCCACUGAAAACCUAAUGAUUAUUUUAUCUAAGAUUUUAUGUAACCACAGAGUCCCAUAAUCCUCAAAGCCUGGAAAUCUGAUUUCAUAAACUUAAUCAGAUGAUGCUAUUUCUUUGGGUGACUGAUAAUAUCAACAGGAAGGAGUUAAAUAUUAAAAAAGUCGGUAUGAAAUAAAAAAUACAGUAAUCUGUAUAACUGUACCUCAGUAUGGGUCCCUGUAAUGAAAUAGAUAAAAACAUUGAUUAGAUUAAGUGAUUUAGCUUUUCAUUCAUGAAAAAGUCAUUAGCUAAUAUAUCAGUGGGAGGAUGGUAAAAAAUUCUGCCGGUCCGGUUUCCUAAAACGUAGAUAUUAUUGAGAUAGGGACGUACAAAGUCGCGUAGGGAGUCUUUGAUAAGAUUACAACUACUGUAGCCAAGUAUGUAAAAACAUUUUUCUAAGAAAAUUGGAUUAAAUUGUGGCAAAGGAGAAAGAUAUGAUGUAAAUUAUGAAUUUUAGAGCUUUGGUUGAAAGAUGCUUGGGAGAGUAAGAGACGAAUAUUCAACAUUUUGAAGUGUAUUUAUGGUACGAUUGACCAUUUCUUUUUUAAUUAGACAAAUAUUGUGUAUCUGUACUGCAUGAGAAGCACUGAUAUAUGACCAUUUUGUGAAGUUAUUUUUAGUAGAUAUGUUUGAACUUAAUGGUAUGAGACACUCAUAUUGUGACUUAAUUGUAUAAAUAACAUGGUAGGAAUUUCCAAGCUGUGAUUAAAUAUAAUACUUUGUUAGAAUAAAGCCAGUUUUGUCAGAAUAUCUCGGUCAAAUGUUUUGAAAUAAUUACUCUUUCUGUAGAAUGUCUGCAUACAAUAACAUUUAUAAAAACUUGUUUUUUUAUUGUCUUAACAAGUAGUGAUUCUAAAGUGAAGCUAAAUGUAUUAAAUUGUGGUUAAUUUUCUUGUUUCCUGAGAAAUUACUUUCUCUUCAAAACUUUUUAUUGCAAUUAAUCUAAUACAAAUAUUUCCAUGAUACUUUUGUGCCUUGCAUAUUAUCUAAAAUUGUUCUUGAAUUACUUAGAAAAAAAAUGAAGAUAGCUUUUGCUGUAAUGCGAAAUAUACAAGUGUGUAAACUAAAUAAAUAAACGAAAAAACAUCUAAAACUUUUUAUCAGAGGAAUUUUGUCAGAAGAUUUUUCUAAGAUGUUAUAUUAUACCAGGAAAUAAAAUAAGCAUUAUGUAUCUUUUAAACAAAAAAAAGGAUCACAAAACACAUCUGUAGAAUUACUGGGGUAUUCUUAGCACCGGUUUCCUGUGAAGCUAAGUUAAGGAUCUCGUACUUAAAACCGGUUGGCUGAAUAUUAAAUCAAAGACCCCUGCAGACUUUAACCGAUGACUUGAUAAGGUUUGUAGACACACUUCUUAGACGUUGAUACUUUAUUAAAAGAUAAGGAAAUAAACAUCAUACCCGCAGAUGUUUUAUAAAGAUUAGGUAAAAAGAAGCUUUUUUGAUAAGGCAAGUGUAUGUAUAAGAUGAAAGAGCAUUUUGUUGAAUAAAUAGAAACAUUGGUUGGAAGGAAUUGGCAGAGGAAGAGAAACAUAUUGAAUGUAAUUUGUCUUCUUCAUGUUUGUUUAAAUUCAUGUUAUCGCAGUUUCUGUUAUUUUUAUUUAUGAACAAGAAUAUUUUUCAAUGUGUGAGAAAAUUUUGCAAGAAAUUUUAUACAGGUGUUUAAGAUAUUUCAACUUUUUGCAGGGAAAUGCUCUAUGAUUGGUUAAUUUUUGCAUUCAUUUAAUUUUUCAUUAACAUUUUGGUUUGGUUUGCGAUUUAUAAACAUCCGUCAAUAUCAGCCACCAUUACAUCCAGUUACAUAACAAGUUACAAAUUGCAUAUCCUUAAUAGUGCAAAAUUGCUGCUGACUAAGAGAUUGCCAAGUAACAAUUCUGCAAAAACAUCAUAUCUACAGUAUGUAAAAUACUGAAAAAUAAAGGGUAAAUCUGUCUUAUUAUAUUUAUGCUAAAAGAUUUUGUUAAAAAAUACUGCAAAACUCGGCUUUUAUCCUGUAAGGGUGUUAGUUUAACCAUAUAUAUACAUCUAUCAAUGACCCUUUAUCAUGUUUUUUUUUUGCUGAGGAUUUCAUGAAAAUUGUCACAUUGUAAAUUCUGGUAAUAUGUAUUAAUGGUAGAUGGAAUGAAACUACUUUAAUGUUGUCACAAGUUUAACAAAAGAAAGUUCUGUUGGAGGUAUUAUACUGUUAGACUUGGUUAUAUUAAACAUUUUUUUUCAUAUGUAAAUAAUUGUCUAAACUUUGUAAGGCCAAUUUGAAAGUAUUGCUAGGUUUUCGUGAUACAAACGAAAAUAAAUUAUACCAUAGAUCCGAACCAAAAAAUCAUCAAGUGAUUAAAUUAAGUAAGAAAUUUUAAAAUUAACAUCGCAUUUUAUAAAAUCUGGCUGAAACUUCUGAUAAGGAUUAAUAUCAUAAAAUAAAAGUCUGCAUACAUACAAAGUUUGUUUAAGACUUAUGCAAAAUUAUUGCAAAAAAAAAAAAAAAGAAAAAGACCAUUAAAUAUUCUCAGUUUGAAUAUCUAAGGAGAUCUUGGUAAAAUUGGCUUUGAUAUUUUGACCUGUUGCUAAACCAAGGUAUUUAAAGCCCUUGAAAAUUCUGAGUUCUUGCAUGUCAGUCAAAAUUGGAAGGAAAGUCUCGAACUUUUUAUUUAAAAUAUGAAAACCUAGCAAUAAUUCUUUGUUAGCAUUAUUUUGAUAAAAUUAAAUGUGUACUAUUGCAUGCAGAACUUUCAGUCAUUUUAGAGUGCAUUGGUAAAAUAUAUGUUUACAUUUUAGUCUAGUGCUAUGUUUUUGUUGAAUGAAUGUUUAUAUGUCUCAAUAUUUAUUUGAAUAUAUGGAAUAAGUGGUGUAUGAUAAAUUGUAUACACUGUACAGAAAAUAUGCUCUCAAGAGUAAAAUUAUUUACAAAAUGAAA
This is a messenger RNA of Mercenaria mercenaria, 14489 nucleotides long. RefSeq names its product muscle, skeletal receptor tyrosine protein kinase-like. Gene Ontology annotation, biological process: cell surface receptor protein tyrosine kinase signaling pathway; protein phosphorylation; multicellular organism development. The transcript is spliced from 9 exons. The record is from RefSeq and is a predicted model, not a curated record. Gene Ontology annotation, cellular component: signaling receptor complex. Lineage: Eukaryota; Metazoa; Mollusca; Bivalvia; Venerida; Veneridae. Bases 318 to 2867 code for a protein of 849 amino acids. Gene Ontology annotation, molecular function: ATP binding; protein binding; transmembrane receptor protein tyrosine kinase activity.